Molecule: messenger RNA, 713 nt
Organism: Salvia hispanica
Lineage: Eukaryota; Viridiplantae; Streptophyta; Magnoliopsida; Lamiales; Lamiaceae
Product: LOB domain-containing protein 38-like
Biological process (GO): regulation of gene expression
Source: RefSeq, a predicted model, not a curated record
UUAUUAUUCCUACCCUAAAUCUCUCCAUCUCUCUCUUAAAAAUCAUCAUACAUGAUGAGUUGCAACGGAUGUAGAAUACUUCGAAAAGGAUGCAAUGAAAAGUGCAUAUUGAGAGAAAGCAUACAAUGCAUGGAGAGCCCCCAAUCUCAAGCCAACGCCACCCUCUUCGUCGCCAAAUUCUUCGGCCGCGCCGGCCUCAUCUCCUUCCUCUCCUCCGUCCCCCACUCCCAACGACCCGCUCUUUUCCAAUCUCUCCUCUUUGAAGCGUGCGGGAGGACGGUCAACCCGGUCAACGGAGCGGUGGGCUUGCUCUGGACGGGCAAUUGGCACGUGUGCCAGUCCGCGGUGGAGACGGUCCUCCGCGGCGGAGUCAUCCGCCCCUUGCCGGAGUUCGAGGAGGGAUCGUCGCCGGAGACUAACGAGAAUAAUUCUCUCUACGCAUCGCGAGAUUUGAACAAGAGGCUCAAAGCAUCGGAAGGUGAAGCGAGAAGCAGGGGGAGGAAGAGACCGGCUACGCCUUCGGAUGAGUCCGAAACGACGACGUUGGAGAGCGGCUAUGAUUUGCAGCUGAAUCGCCAUGAACAACGUGAUGAAGCCAAGCUUCUAAGGCUCUUUUCUUAGUUGUUUUUUUUUUAAUUAACAUUCGGUUUUUUAACGAAAUCUUGAGUUGGAGUAUCUUUUCUUCUUUUUAUUUAGUUUAAUAAUUUGUGAUA